This is a messenger RNA of Bipolaris zeicola 26-R-13, 2076 nucleotides long. RefSeq lists its product as uncharacterized. The transcript is spliced from 3 exons. The record is from RefSeq and is a predicted model, not a curated record. Lineage: Eukaryota; Fungi; Ascomycota; Dothideomycetes; Pleosporales; Pleosporaceae. Bases 1 to 2076 code for a protein of 691 amino acids.
AUGGUUUCCACGACUUCCAGAGAAUUAUGCUCAAUAUGCAAGGGCAUACUAGAUAUAAUACGGGUAACUGGAUGGUACAAAAACCUUGCAUAUCACGGAUCACUAUCAUCUUUGAGAAGCUCCGCUAAAACCGCUUGUUGUAUAUGUGUGCUUGUGCUUAGUCGGCUAUACAACAGGGAUUCAGACUCUUCUGAUCCUCCGGAAGCGUUAUUCCCCAUUGACUGCGACUCAGACACAUCCUCAGCAAGCUGGCAACACUCAUUCUAUUUGACCUUGCGAUCACAGACCGCAGCGAGCUUUAAACUGCGGUUUUACUUCGAAACUAUUGAGAACCCUUCAGGCGGGUAUGCCCAUUAUCGGCCUUCUGUAUCUACAGACUCUCCAGAGACUUGGAGUCUGAUUGAAUAUUGGCAAUGGGCACCCACGCGAUUGCUUGAUGUCGGCACCUUUGAAAAAGACGUCGUUCGAUUGGUAAAUGGAAAAGAUAUUGAUCAGUCUAAACAAAACUACGCCACACUCUCUCACUGCUGGGGUAUAGCUGCACAAUUACCUCGAACAACUAGAAGCAAUAUCAAGGAACUCAAGCAACUCAUUCCCUAUCAGCAAUUUCCAAAGACAUUUCGAGAUGCAAUCAAGAUCGCCCGAAAGUUCCACUUGCGCUAUCUUUGGAUUGAUUCCUUAUGCAUAGUUCAAGACGAUGCCGAAGAUUGGAUGCGUGAAGCUGCUUCCAUGAGCAAUGUAUACUGGUAUUCCUUCAUUAACAUAGCUGCUACAGGCGCGAGCGAUAGUUCUCAGGGAUGCUUUUGGGAGAGAAAUCCGCAGGAGGUAGUACCGACGGAAGUUGAUAUUUGUUGGUCGAAUCACCGAGGAAAAAAAUCCAGGUAUCUCUUUGUACCAGCACCUAGCCUCUGGGCCAGAAAGCUCACGGAAGAGCCACUGAAUAGACGCGCAUGGGUACUACAAGAACGAAUCCUUUCACUCCGCGUUUUACAUUUUGGGCAUGAGCAGGUUUUUUGGGAAUGUCGAGAGUUAGCCGCAUGCGAAACCUACCAUGACAGACUACCCGCUGCUUUGUGUGGGGAUCCACUCAUCGGCAUCAAGAGAUUACAGCUUGGAGAUGAGACCAAGGGCGAACGCUGGCCCGCAAAGUAUACCUCAGAAGCCCCAAAACAUGAAACGAUGAUGAGAAGAAUACAGAAUAGCCUCAUGACAAUAUUCCGACCUAUCAUUGUUCAAGAAGUUACUCUCCAUGCCCAAAUGAAGAGCUCAUCGGAAUUUCGAGAUUGGGAUGCAGUUGUGGAACUGUACUCAAUGUCAAGUCUCAGCUUCCCCAAAGACAAGCUCAUCGCACUGGCAGGUAUUGCAAGUAGCAUAUCAAUUUCCAGUUCAGGCGAACCUGGAGAUGGAUAUCUUGCAGGUAUGUGGCAAUCGUCACUGCCGGUCUAUCUUUUAUGGAAACCUAGGGUAACCGAGACCCCUCAAGGAGGGUUCUCAUAUAAAUGGCUAGGCUAUCCGAAAAGGUACGAAGAAUACGUAGCUCCGACAUGGUCCUGGGCCUCCAUCCAAGGCAAAAUAUCGUUUGCGUGGUGCCAGCAUAACUACGAUCCGAACGACUACCUGGUAACACUUGAAGAAGCAAGCGUGUCUUGUGAUGGUGUCUAUCGCUUUGGUCGGGUCAAUUCUGGAUUUAUAAGACUCGUUGGACCAGUCACGUCAACUCUCUGGAUUACUGAGAAUCCUUUCCCUUCCGCCAAACCCAAGGCCGCGAGGAUCACGCAUAUCUUUCCACCUCACUUGAAUCGCAGCGUUUCUGUUUCCGUCCCUCCAGACUCUAACACGGAGCAAGAGAUCUUCUUUGAUACAGCCAUGGAAAACAUACCAGAGCAGCUCACAUUAUUGCCCAUUAUAGGAACCACUAAGAGAACGGCACAUGAGAAUGAAGCGGUCAUUGGUCUAGUGCUAGACUCGUCAGCUGGAGAAAACAGGUUUCAACGCAUCGGUUUCUUCUACACUACAAGGACGCAAGUUAGGAGAAUCCUCAGGAACAUGCCGCGAAAGCCGAUUGUGAUAGUCUGA